AUGUCGAGCCUCACAGUCGAGCUCACAGCGCCCAAUGGCGUCAAAUACACCCAGCCCACCGGCCUAUUCAUAAACAACGAAUGGGUGGCAUCCUCGAAAGGCAACAAGAUCACUUCCAUCAACCCCACCGACGAGUCUGAGAUUGCCAGCGUACAUGCAGCAGAGCCCGAAGAUGUCGACAAGGCGGUGGAAGCAGCAAGAGCAGCCUUUAAAGGGCCAUGGAGGGAUAUGGCAACAACAGAGCGAGGAGAUCUUAUGAUCAACCUGGCCGGGCUGAUUGACCAGAACAAAGAGGUGCUGGCUACGAUUGAGACGUGGGACAACGGCAAGCCCUACUCUGUCGCCCUGAACGAGGACCUCGCAGAAGUGGCUGGCUGUAUGAAGUACUACGGCGGCUGGGCCGACAAGAUCCAUGGUCAAGUGAUUGACACCUCUCCCGCCAAACUCGCCUACACCAUUCGCGAACCCAUUGGUGUAUGCGGCCAGAUCAUACCCUGGAACUAUCCUCUUGCCAUGGCUGCCUGGAAACUCGGACCAGCAAUAGCAUGCGGUAAUACUGUUGUUCUCAAGUCCGCUGAGCAGACACCACUCAGCAUCCUCGUUUUCGCCAACCUGGUCAAGGAAGCCGGCUUCCCUCCAGGCGUGAUCAACAUCAUCAACGGACAUGGCAGAGUGGCUGGCGCAGCAAUGGCCCAGCACCCAGGCAUUGACAAGAUCGCCUUCACCGGGUCCACGUCCACUGGCCGAGAGAUCAUGAAGAUGGCCUCGCUGACCAUGAAGAACAUCACGCUCGAAACCGGCGGCAAGUCUCCACUGCUGGUCUUUGACGACGCAGAUCUAGAUCAAGCAGUCAAGUGGUCCCACGUUGGCAUCAUGAGCAAUAUGGGCCAAAUCUGCACCGCUACCUCUCGGAUCCUAGUCCAGGAGUCCAUCUACGACAAAUUCAUCGAAGCGUUCAAGAAGCAAGUCACUGAGACGAGCAAAGUCGGCGACCCAUUCAAGGACGAGACGUUCCAAGGUCCACAGGUCACGAAAGCACAGUAUGAGCGUGUACUCGGCUACAUCGACACCGGGAAGAGUGAAGGCGCUACGCUGGCGAUGGGCGGGGAGGCGUACAAGAAUGUUGGCGAAGGCAAAGGAUUCUUUGUCUCUCCGACUGUGUUUACGAACGUCAAAGACAGCAUGCGCAUCUUCCGGGAAGAAGUGUUCGGCCCGUUUGUCGUGGUGGUGUCGUUCAAGGAUGAAGAGGAAGCAUUGGCCCUUGCCAACGACACGACGUAUGGACUCGGCAGCGCGCUCUUCACGAAAGACAUUGUGAAGGCACAUCGGGUGGCGAGGAAGAUCGAGGCGGGCAUGGUGUGGAUCAAUAGCAGUCAGGAUUCCGACUACAGGAUUCCGUUUGGAGGCGUGAAGCAGAGUGGGAUCGGGAGAGAGUUGGGCGAGGCAGGGCUGGAGGCGUAUACCAACAAGAAGGCUGUGCAUGUCAAUCUGGGGACGUGGUUGUAG
Messenger RNA from Saxophila tyrrhenica, 1506 nucleotides. RefSeq names its product mitochondrial aldehyde dehydrogenase (gene ALD2). The transcript has 2 exons. Gene Ontology annotation, biological process: polyamine catabolic process. Bases 1 to 1506 code for a protein of 501 amino acids. Gene Ontology annotation, molecular function: aldehyde dehydrogenase (NAD+) activity. The record is from RefSeq and is a predicted model, not a curated record. Lineage: Eukaryota; Fungi; Ascomycota; Dothideomycetes; Mycosphaerellales; Extremaceae.